CCCCGUCACCCACUGCACGUGCUACACACCUACACACACACACGCCCGACACGCCUCGUCCGGACAGAAAUCCAGACUUUACAAGAUGUUUCGUGGUGCGAGAGGUGCAAGUUUUUCACAAAUCCUCAAGCAGAAUUUGAGCCUCCCUCCAGGAGCGCCUGGAUCACAUGAAUAUCAGCGUGGCUCUUGUGGCAUCAGUGAAAAUGGCUUUGACUCAAAGGUUUGCGGGCCACCCAGACCUGCUCUGCCUGUCAAACCAAAGCCAGGCAGUUAUAAAUUGGUGAUUGACCGGUACAAGCAAGGCGAGAGCCAUGCCGUGUCCACGCUGUAUCAGCUCGCCCAGAUUUUGCAGUUCCACCUGGAAAUGAAGGAGACAGUGACCACAGGCAACGUGACAGGCUUUUUCUUUGCCUUUUGCGCCGUGAUCGACGGGGUGGCGUACAAGACCGGGAUGGGGCUGACGAAGAAGGAGGCCCGGCUCAAAGCUGCGGAGCUCGCCCUCAAGGACCUGCUGCCCACCUUGGACGCCGGAUCCGUCCUCCCGGAGGCCUCAGAGGGGCCUCCUCCCCUGCCGGUGAAAGAGGAGUCCUCCUUUUCUGAGGUCCAUCCUUCUAGAGCCAUUCUCGAGCGGAAGAAUCCUGUCAGCCUUCAGAUUGCUCAAACGGUGAGUGACCAGCUCACCAAGCUGAUGAGCAGCUACCCAGAGUUCUCUGCCUGCGGAGGCACCACGGUGGCGUUCAUCAUGCAGACUCCCAGCGGAUACGAGGUGGUCGCUCUCGGCACCGGGAGCUUCAACACCAGAGAGAGCGCCUCGCCAUGUGGACGCCUCCUGCACGACGCGCACGCCGUGGUGACUGCCAGGAGAUCCCUCAUGAGGUUUCUGUACCAGCACUUGUUGCUGUUCUACAGCCAGACGGAAGGCCUGAAGGAGAAGUCCAUCUUCCAGCAGAGCGGCACCAGCAGCCUCCUCAGCCUGAAGAGUGACAUCACCCUCCACCUCUACGUGAACCAGCUGCCGAAGGGCGCCGCCCAGAUGCCCUCCAAGCUGCGCCUGAAUCCACUGUCCAUUUCAGCAUGGGAGGUGAACAACGAGAUCAGCCUGCACCUGACCGUGGAGGGAAAGGUGUUUUCGGUUUUCUCGUCCACCUUUGAGCACUCUUCCUCCAAGUUGGUCAGCAUGUCGACCACUGACAAGAUCACCCAGUGGCAGGUCCUGGGCUACCAGGGCGCCUUGCUCAGCCACUUCAUUGAGCCCGUCUACGUCCAGAGCAUCCUCAUUGGUGACUCAAGCUGCCAUGACAUUCGUGGCAUGGAGAUCUCCAUCAGCCAGCGAGUGGAGGGCAUCACCCCGCACCUGCCCAUGUACUACUGCAUGGUGCGGCCACACAUCGGCCUGGUGCCCUCCGUGGCUGCCAGCAACACCAGCAGCGCCCAGUGUACUCUCAGCAUCAACUGGAGCCUCGGAGACAGCUCCCUGGAGGUCGUGGAUGGCCUGGAGGGCAAGGCUGUGGAGGAGUCUCCCUUUAAAAGUGGCAGUGGCCUGGCGAGCCGCCUGUGCAAAGCAGCCAUGCUGAACCGCUUCAGGCUGGUGGCCAAGGAGGCUCAGAGAGUGGACCUGCUGUCCAGCACCUCCUACAGGGCGGCCAAGAAAAUGGCAAAACCCUACCAGGAGGCCAAGAAUGUGCUCAGGGCCUACCUGCUGCAGCAGGGCUAUGGUACUUGGUUGGUGAAGCAUUCAGUCAGCGAUAACUUCAGUAUGUGAACAAAAACACAACAGGAUUAUCGUCUCCCAGAGAAUCAUAGCUUUUAAGUACAUUAUCAAAGGGCAAAAGUUACAUUACUCGAAUUAAAAAUGUUGAAUGCUUGAAAGCUUGAAUUGAAUUCUUGUUUGUUUAGAUAAAUGUUCAUGGGAGCACUUUUUGGGUUUCUGACUUUUGGCUGCUGUUUCAACUCAAUUUUACAGGUGAAUAUCAAACAAACCGUACCAAAGCACUUGUAUUUGCAGGUAAAAUGAUUACUGAGGCAAAUUACAUACAUGUCACAGAUCACACCCUCUUCAUGAUUGAUUUUUUUAACACACAAACAAUGACCAUACAUUGAACAUGAGCCAUUUGCAUUAUUUUACUGUAUUUGUAGUACAGUACUACUAUUUUGUUUAAGCAAAUAGCCAUGUACAGCACCAUGUUAAAGCAAGUGCCUUGGUAUCAUGCUUUUGAAAUGACUUGAAGACUGAAGUAGGACAAGUUAUUUGUAUUAUGUUAUUAUUAUUAUGUUUACGUGCAACCUGAAAUCUGGUUAUUUAUAGUGAAAUUUGUCUGCUUGACCGACAACAAUGCCAACCUUGUUUAGUUUGUUCAGGAAGUUGAACAUUGUGAUGCACAGUAUUACAGUCUCAAUAAACCAUGGCUAACAUUUGAGCCCAGCAAAAUAAAGGUGUCAGU
Molecule: messenger RNA, 2441 nt
Organism: Myripristis murdjan (pinecone soldierfish)
Lineage: Eukaryota; Metazoa; Chordata; Actinopteri; Holocentriformes; Holocentridae
Gene: adad1
Product: adenosine deaminase domain containing 1 (testis-specific)
Exons: 13
Coding region: 86-1762 (558 amino acids)
Biological process (GO): adenosine to inosine editing; RNA processing
Cellular component (GO): nucleolus; cytoplasm
Molecular function (GO): tRNA-specific adenosine deaminase activity; double-stranded RNA adenosine deaminase activity; double-stranded RNA binding
Source: RefSeq, a predicted model, not a curated record